CCUGCUGCUGCUGGUGCUGCUUCUGCUUCUGCUGCGAUCCCACUCUUCAAUUCCCCUUCUUCUAUUUCUUCUUCUUACGUAAUGGACGUCGUAGCACUGCGGAAUAGAAACAGAAUCUUACGGUGUAGUUCGAUAUAGAACUUGAGCUCUGGAGGUUUUGUAACGGAAGAGUUCGGAGCUGCGUGAAUCCUCUCUUACUUGUGUGUGUGGUAGUGAAGUAAACGCGACACUUUUUAUAAGAGGUUUCGGCAAUUGUUCGGGUGAUUGUUGUGGUAGGUUUUGUGUAGUUCUGAGCUGUAGAGAUAGUUUGGAUUGUAGAAUUCGGGAGUUUUAGGUGGUUGGAGAUUUUGAGAAGCAGGUGUUUGAUGAUGGCGGUAGGAGGAACGCCUGUUUUGCCAAGAGCUGGCAUCGUGGCGAUGGUGUCCGGCUCGGUGUCGAGCUCGGUGGUGAGGAUGGACGGGAGCGGUGUUGCGAAACCGCGGUUCUGUGAGAGCGGUUGUGCGAAAUGUGCGCCGGUGUCGCUGGCACUCCGAUCGGACGGGUCGUCUUCUUGCCAGCGGUCAGAAUGCUCGUCGUCUUCUUUGUCUGCGUGUGGCAGUGCAAUGUUUUCAAACUUCGUGGCACGGGUUGGGGGAAGGAAGAGCCGAGGCGGUGUUGCCAAGGGUUUGGAGGCCAAUGUCGCGAUUUUGAUGGGGGAGAGAGGCUCCGGCAACAAUUGGACUAGGGACUCACAGGUGCUCGAUAGUUUGCGGAAUGUCAUACACCAAUUGGAGAGUCAGAAUUCGGCUCUGUCACAACUUCGAGGGCCGAGUGCCCCUGCUGCGGAUGAUGUGGACCUGAAUGGUUUCGAUGAGCUUCCGUCUCGAGGUCAAGAAGAUCUGCUUUGGUUGAGAAUGAUAGAGGAAGCGCGCUGGGACUCCAACAAAGAACCAGCUCUAGCCAGCUACUUAUAUUCGACGAUACUAUCUCACAGGACCCUGGAGAGAUCGCUCGCAUUCCAUUUGGGAAACAAGCUUUCCAGUAGCACGCUAUUAAGCACGCAGCUUUUUAACCUUCUGCAUGACACCUUUAUGGAGGAUGCCGACAUACGACGCGCCAUCCGCGACGAUAUAGAAGCUGUGAAGGAGCGUGACCCCGCUUGUGUGUCAUACAUCCAUUGUUUGCUGAACUUCAAAGGAUUCUUGUCAUGCCAAGCUCAAAGAGUAGCUCACAGACUUUGGAAUCAAGGGCGGCACUCCCUGGCUCUCGCUAUUCAGAGCAGAGUUUCAGAGGUUUUUCAGGUUGACAUUCAUCCUGCAGCCAGAAUUGGCUCAGGCGUUCUUUUCGACCAUGCCACAGGACUGGUUGUAGGCGAAACAGCUGUUAUAGGGAAUAAUGUUUCUAUUUUGCACCAUGUUACGCUUGGAGGAACCGGGGCUGUAGGAGGUGAUCGGCAUCCGAAAAUCGGUGAUGGCGUUCUGAUAGGAGCUGGGGCAACCAUACUAGGCAAUAUCUCUAUUGGAGCUGGGGCAAAAAUUGGAGCUGGUUCGAUUGUGCUUAUCGAUGUGCCCCCACACACUACAGCUGUAGGGAACCCUGCUCGCUUGAUCGGAGGUAAACAAAAGCCUGCCAAGUUGAGCGAAACUCCAGGUGAAACCAUGGAUCACACGUUCAUCAUGAAGGAUUGGUCUGAUUAUGUAAUAUAGAUUUAGUGCAACCUCAAAUUUUAGCGAAAACUUUUGUAGCUUUGUAUAGUAGGAAGCAUUGAAAAAUAAGUCUUCUUUGACCCAAUUCAGGAGCCAUAAUUGCCAAUCCCAAUACAAUUGAAUGCAUUGCAUGUGGUCACAAGUUGGCCAGUGGAACAAAUCAUGGGUUGAAUAGCACGAAUUGCUUAAUCUGAACCCUUGGAGUGAAUUCAAUAGGAAAGAUUGUUGGGAGGAAAUGAAGUGUCAGCCACACUACCUCUCGACCAAGUUUGGUUGAAAUGAAACUAUCCAAAAUGAAAGACAAAUCAUGUCUUCUGCAAAGGCGUUACGGCGAAAACGUGCAUUCAGCGCAGCGCAGAGAACAACAUAAAACUAAUGUUGAAUUGGGAUUAGCAGUUGGGAAAGCAGCUCUGCAGAAGGGAGCAGUUGUACGAGAAGACAAACAAAAUCCCUGGACAAGAUGACUUCACCCUCAACCUUUUCUCUUUCACUUGACACGAGGAGAGUGUUACAAUAGCAAAGUGAAGAACUUCAUGGUAGGACUUCACGGUUAAUAAUCAAUCCAGAGUAAGCUACACGCUUCCUGCACAGCCCUUGGCAGAUGCUUGGUGAUGCACUGAAGCCAGGUUGUCUUGAGCUGAGUUUACUAAUCAAAGCAAUAGCCAUAUGUCCGUUUUUAGUUAUUUAUUUAUUUAUUUUGAUAUGAACGGAGAAAAUCCGUUGCCUUAGUUGUAAUUGUAGACAACCCCAAAGCAGGUUAUUGUCUUAAUGACCAGUUUUUAGUUCAGAUUAAGUAGCAAAAGAUGUACAUACUUACCUCGCUGGGAGCAUUAUUGUUUGGGCAAGUCAUGUAAGAGAGCUCUCAUGUAGGUUUCCCUAGGUGGACAAAAACCCCAACUCUUGUGUGAUGCUGUCCAACAUGAAUUUGCCUAACGAACAUUAAAGUUAGCAACAUGGGUCUAAUAAAAGUUCUUCAAGUUA
This is a messenger RNA of Physcomitrium patens, 2666 nucleotides long. RefSeq names its product serine acetyltransferase 5. Lineage: Eukaryota; Viridiplantae; Streptophyta; Bryopsida; Funariales; Funariaceae. Gene Ontology annotation, molecular function: L-serine O-acetyltransferase activity. The record is from RefSeq and is a predicted model, not a curated record. Gene Ontology annotation, cellular component: cytoplasm.